CCCGCGCUCGCCCCGCCCCCCGCCGGGAGCCGAGCCCAGAGCGCCGAGCCCGGAGAGAGCGCAGCGCGGGCACUCGGCUCCCCGCCGACCGAGAGGACGCGCCCUGCCCGCGCUCGCCCCGCCUGGCCCUGGCUCGCAGCGGCCGCGAUGGAGCCCCUGUUCCCGGUCCCCACGCUGGCCGGCUGGAACGCCUCCGCGGCGGCCCCCGGCGCGGGCGGCCACAACGGGACGCUGGCGGGGCCGGCGGCCUCGCCGGGGGCCCGCGCCGUGGUGGUGCCCGUGCUGUACCUGCUGGUGUGCGUGGUGGGGCUGGGGGGUAACGCUCUGGUCAUCUACGUGGUGCUGCGCCACGCCAAGAUGAAGACGGUCACCAACAUCUACAUCCUCAACCUGGCCGUGGCUGACGUGCUGCUCAUGCUGGGGCUGCCCUUCCUGGCCACGCAGAACGCCGUCUCCUACUGGCCCUUCGGCCCCGUCCUGUGCCGCCUGGUCAUGACCUUGGACGGCAUCAACCAGUUCACCAGCGUCUUCUGCCUGACCGUCAUGAGCGUGGACCGCUACCUGGCCGUCGUCCACCCCAUCCGCUCCGCCCGCUGGCGCCGCCCCCGGGUGGCCAAGCUGGCGAGCGCGGGCGUCUGGACCUUCUCGCUGCUCAUGUCGCUGCCCCUGGUGGUCUUUGCGGACAUCCAGGAGGGCUGGGACACCUGCAACGUCAGCUGGCCGGAGCCCGUGGGCCUGUGGGGCGCCGCGUUCGUCAUCUACACUUCCGUGCUGGGCUUCUUCGGGCCGCUGUUGGUCAUCUGCCUGUGCUACCUGCUCAUCGUGGUCAAGGUGAAGGCGUCGGGCGUGCGCGUGGGCGCCACGCGGCGGCGCUCAGAGCGCAAGGCGACCCGCAUGGUGGUGGUGGUGGUCGUGGUGUUUGCGGGCUGCUGGCUGCCUUUCUUCAUCGUCAACAUCGUCAACCUGGCCUUCGUCCUGCCCGCGGAGCCCGCCUCCGCGGGCGCCUACUUCUUUGUCGUCGUCCUGUCCUACGCCAACAGCUGCGCCAACCCCGUGCUCUACGGCUUCCUCUCUGACAACUUCCGCCAGAGCUUCCGGAAGGUUCUGUGCCUCCGCAAGGGCUACGGCGCCGAGGAGGCGGAGGCCGCGGAGCCCCAGGCCGACAAGAGCGGCCGGCUUCGGGAGGCCACGAUGCCCACGCGCGGCUCCGAGGCCAACGGGCUCAUGCAGACCAGCCGGCUGUGAGCGCCGAGGGCCAGCGUGGCCCCGGGUGGCCCCUGCCCCCCCCCCCCGCCAGGCCUGCAUUUCCUGCUGGGCAGAGCCCCACCCCAAGAUUCGUGGGGGGGGGGGCCUGCUGAGUGCCCCACACUCCCUGUGGCCCGGACGCUCUGUGUGGUGCGGGGACCAGCUGUGUGGGGCGAGGCCAUGGGUGGCCCUGCAGGGACGAACUGUCACCACCCCCCCACCCCCAGCCCGUUCCUGCCAUAGAGGCUGGGCUCCCGGGACGCUAGGGAGCGGGUGGGAGAGGCCGGUGUCACUGGCAGUGCUCAGGGCGCCUCGACCUUAUCCUGCCCCCAGCUCGUGCCAGCCUGCCGGGCCGGGCAGUGACCACUGGCGUGAGCUGGUGACUGCUCUCCCUGCCUCUGCCCUGCGGUCCCAUGUACCUCUUCACACCAGCCCCGCAUCACCUGGUCAAGUGUCGGUCUGUGAAAACAAAGACGCCUGAGGGUGCUGGGCUCGGGCCCCUGCCCCCUGGCACUGCCCGGGGCCCGUGACCGUGCUGACUCUGGAGGUCGCAGAUGCAGAGGGAACGCGGCUGUGCGGGGCCUGCGGGGCGGGGAGGGUGGGCCGGGGCCCCACAGGGGACGGCUGGGACUACGGAGCUCUGUCGUCCUGGAGACCCCCAGUUGCCGGCUGCCCUCUCCCGCCAUGGCAUCUCCCUUCCUGGUUGGCCACAGUCAUGCUUUGGGGGGCAGUGAGGGGUGGGCUGGGGGCUGAGGCUUCCGUGGCGGGACCGGGAUGGGGGAGCAGCAAGCAAAGUGGCUGGAUUGGGGGUGGAGGGUCGGGCCCCCGGGUCCGGGGGACACAGGUGUCCAGAGGGGUCCUGUGCAAAGGGUCCCUAGGGCAUCGGUAGAGGCCAUCCUAGGGAGGGGGCAGGAACCCACAGUCAUCUCUUCUGCUUUUGGCAGGAGCUCUGGCCUGGAGAGGAUGGGGGACGAGAGCAGCAGAGGAGAAAUUUCCAGAUAGCAGUGGGGGGAGCAGCUCCCAGCACAAAUAGCAGCCACUUGGAAGGCAGCACUUGUGUGGGUGCGUGCAAAUGCCAGCAAAUGCCAGACCCCUGGGGAGCAUCCCCAGGCUAGAGUGGUCCUUCCACCCCCAGCAACGCCACCCCCUCCUGCCGCCGCCCCGAGCCGGCGGUGCGGUCCUGGAGAAGAUGCCAGCCCGAGACCUGCUGGGCCACCGUGUGCCUUGGGCCUCUCUCCGAGGCUGGAAGGAGGACCAGAAUGUGGGGGCUCACUUGGCCUGUGUGCCCCCCCCCCCACCUGGGCAGCCCUCCCUGGUGUCACCCCGGCUCACGCUCCCUGGGUCUGCACAGAGCAGGACCUCUGACCCGCAGGAGGGCAG
Molecule: messenger RNA, 2625 nt
Organism: Neofelis nebulosa (Clouded leopard)
Lineage: Eukaryota; Metazoa; Chordata; Mammalia; Carnivora; Felidae
Gene: SSTR5
Product: somatostatin receptor 5
Exons: 2
Coding region: 148-1245 (365 amino acids)
Biological process (GO): neuropeptide signaling pathway; cellular response to glucocorticoid stimulus; regulation of insulin secretion
Cellular component (GO): membrane; neuron projection
Molecular function (GO): neuropeptide binding; somatostatin receptor activity
Source: RefSeq, a predicted model, not a curated record